UCUUCAAUCAGUACACUUGUUUUUGAGUGCCACCAAGAUGAAGUCAUUCUUCGUCUGUCUGCUCGUUGGUUACGUCUGCGCCACUGGUUCUUUAACUAGCAACGCUUGGAAAUCAAACACAGAAUACCAAUACAAAGUCCAUGGACGUACAUUAGCAGCAUUACACGAUGUUGCUGAUCAAUAUGUUGGUGUACUUGUACGAGCCAAUCUUCGAAUUAAUCCACGUACGAAUGACCUUCUCAGUGCUCAAAUAACCAAUCCAGAAUAUGCCCAAAUUCAUGUCAACUUACCAGGUGGUUGGGAAUCAGAAAUUCCUCAAGAACAACUUCACUACAAACCCUUACCUCUGAACAAUAAACCAUUUGAAAUUGAACUCGUAAAUGGUGUUGUCAAGCAAGUUUUGGUUGAAAAAAAUAUCCCAAAUUGGGAAGCCAAUUUAAUUAAAUCAUUGGUAUCUCAAAUUCAAGUUGAUAUGCAAGGUCAAAACUUGAUGUCAUCACGUUACAAUCAAAAACCUGAAAUGAAUGAAAACAGCGGCAACUACAAAACGAUGGAGGACACAGUCACUGGAAAAUGUGAAACUCUUUACGAUGUUUUCCCUCUGCCAGAACAUGUUUUACAAAACAGACCUCAAAUUGCACCUUUACCAGAUCUUAAAGGUGAUGGUGAAAUUAUUGGUAUUGUUAAAACUAAAAACUACAGCAACUGUGAUCAAAUUGUGGAAGCACACUUUGGAUUACCAGAGACAUUCACUGAAAACAUUAAUGGAAAUUUGAAAAACUUUUUAUCUAAAUCAUCCAUCAGUUUGGUUGUAAUUUCUGGAAAUCUUAAACGUUACACCAUUCAAUCAUCAGUAACCACAAACAAAAUUAUCGUCAGCCCAACAUUAUACAACAGCCAAAAUGGUAUGGUUGUAAGUCGCUUCAAUAUCACUUUAGAAAAAGUACAAUCAUCCACAGAAGAAAAACCUAAAUUGCAAUCACCAGUUUCCGUUGGAAAUCUCGUAUACUCUUACAACAGUCCAUUCGCUGCUGAAAAUCAAGUUCAUGCCGGAAAACCAAACACAGUACGUCAAUCAGUUAAUAGAAAUGAAAUUGAUUUUGAUAGCGAAAGCAGUGAAGAACGUAGAAAUCACGAAAAACGUGAACGGUCAACUCGCUCCAUCCACUCCGAUAAAUGGGGCCGAGAUAUGUCAUCAUCUGAUUCCAGCGAAGAAACUAGCGAUAGCAGUUAUGAUGCUGACGACUAUCAACCCUUGCCAACCUUACAACAUGCUCCCGAAAAUCCAUUAUUACCAUUGUUCAUUGGAAAUCGCGGUCGAUCAGUUAAAUUCGCAAUUGAGUCAGCUCAUUCAAUCAUGAGAAUUGUACAAGAACUUUCACAUCAAAUUGAAAAUCCAAAUCUCAUUCCAAAAGAUCAAUUAUUAUCAAGAUUUCCUUUAUUAGUUGGUCUCAUCCGUAUGAUGAAUGCCGCUGAAUUAAAAGACAUUGGUCAAAAAUUAUUUGACAAGAAACAACAACAACAAGAAAAUGUCAACGCUCAACUUGCAUGGAAAGUAUACCGAGAUGCCGUUACUGAAUCAGGAACAGGUCCAGCUUUAUUAACCAUUAAAGAAUGGAUCCAAACCAAAAAAAUUAGCGGAGAAGAAGCUGCUGCCAUCUUAGCAUCACUCGCCAAUAAUGUUUCCCACCCAACUGAAGAAUACGUUCGAGUAUUUUAUGAAAUGAGCACCAAUGCUCAAGUCAAAUCGCAAAAAUACCUUAACGAAACUGCCAUAUUAGCAACUUCAGACCUUGUUCGUAUUGCAUUCGUUAACUAUCAACAUGAAAAGAGCCGUUCCUUGAAGAGUUUCCGUAAGUUAACAUCAGAACUUACCAAAUACAACUUCAUUACAAAGGAAUACAUACCAUACUUAUCACAAAUGUUACAAGAAGCUCAACAAAAUGACGACAGCAAAAAAAUCCAAGUAUGCAUUCGUGCUUUAGGAAAUGUCGCACAUCCUCAAAUAUUGUCUGUAUUCAAACCAUACUUGGAAGGUGAACGUCCAUUAACCGAUUUCCAACGUCUUUUAAUGGUUGUUGCUAUGGAUCAUUUGGUAUAUACUUACCCUAAAGAAGCACGAUCUGUUUUAUACAAAAUUUACUCCAACUCUGGUGAUUCCACUCAAGUUCGUGCAGCUGCCGUCUUCCAAUUCAUGCGUACUCAACCACCAGCAAGUAUGCUCCAACGCAUGGCUGAAUAUACACAUGUAGAACCAAGCAAACAUGUUCGGUGUGCUAUCAAAUCAUCCAUUGAAGCAGCCAGUCAACUUAAAGGGCAACAACAUGCUGAACUCGCUGCCAAUGCCAGAUCAGCCAUCAAAAUGUUAAAUCCUGAAACAUAUGGUCAACAAUAUGCUCACGCCAGCCUUUAUGAACACGUUUUUGAACAUUUGAACUUAUACUACAAACAAUACAUGAGUGUUAUGCGAGGUGAAGAUAACAUCAUUCCAAACUACUUGCACUACUCAAUGCACAUUAAUGAAGGAGGACUCUCACAAAAAUUGAUGAGUAUGAAUGCCAUGGUAUCCAGUGUAAGAUCAUUGAUUGCUUUAGUUCAAGAGAAUUUACCAAUUGAAUCACCUGAAAUUGCCAAAGAACAAUCAAACAAAGUUGCACAACAAUGGGUUGACAAAAUCGCUAAACUUUUGAACAUCCAAGUAGAUGACGACGUCAAAGUUGAAGCCAACCUUUUAUUCCAACAUCUUGGUUACAAACGAUUCUUUGCUUUAGACAAACAUUCUUUCGAACAAAUCCCCACAUUACUCCGUGAAGCUUUUGUCGCAUUACGUGAUGGUCAAAAAUUCAACUAUACCAAAUUAUAUAACGAUGAAGAUAUUACCAUCAAUAUUCCAACAGAAAUGAGUUUCCCAUUCACAUUUACUGUACGCAAACCAACACUCAUCAAUAUUGGAGGACAAGUACAAAUUGGUCCAAAUACCAAAGAUAAUGUAAUGUUAAAUAGUGAAGUUGAAUUAUUGUACUCAUCAAAAAUUGAAUCUCAAAUUGGAUUUGUUACACCAUUCGAUAGCCAAAUGUAUGUUGCUGGUUUUGAUAGAAAUAUUCAAGUCCACUUACCCGUCAGUGUACGAGUUACAUACAACUUAAAGGAGCAACUUCUCAACAUGAAAUUGGCACCAUUAUACCCAGAACAAAAUAAUAAAAUCAUUCACUACAGUACCUGGCCAUAUACUUCAAACAUUAAUCUUUUAACCGUGUCUGAUUUAGCUAAACAACAAAGGCAUAUUGUUCAUGUAAGACCACACCAAGAAUCAGAAUAUACUUAUGGACAAGAAAAUGGUAUUGCAUAUCGCAUGAAAGUAGAAUCUGAACAAUCACCCGCUGAAUGGCGCAUUCUUAACAAUAUGGCUGAAAAAUACAAUGUUUUAUCUCCAAUUGUCUUUGUUUGGAAAAGUUGGCUCAGCAAUUCUCUCCAUGCCAGCAAUUUGAAUGUCGAAUAUGUUCAUGAAUUAUCUACUUCUCGUUAUGUAUCCAUUGAUAUGAGCCAUCGUCAUGCUGACCAAACUGAAGAAGUAUCUAAAAAUACCAACUUAGCAAAAGUACCAUUUGAACAACGAGUUACUCGCCAAAUUGAAGCUUUGAAUGUCGUCCGAUCAGAAAUUGAUCGUGCUGUCGGAAAAGUUUAUGAUGUUGCUGUUCAAUUCUCAGGUGAAAAUCAACCAAAAUACGUCGCUACUUUAUCACACGCCAAAAGCCACGCUGAAAAUCAUUUCCGACAACUUUUGUUCUUGGCCAAGUAUGGCAGAAAUCCAUAUCAAAUCUGGGUUAGUGCUGAUACAAAAGGAACACAAUCACCAGCAUUAGACUUUGUCAAGGCUCUCCAAGGUGACUCUCAUCUUAACACUGAAAUCAAAAUGAAAUUCGGAGAGUGUUACCAACGUGGUGCAGAAAUCAACGUAAACGCAAGAUUUGAAAAGAGUCAGGAAAGACGCCAAGCUCUUCAAAGUUCACCAAUGGCUCAAUUAUAUGCUCGCCAAAUGGAACAAAAUAUGCAUCAAACUCCAAUUGGUGCCAAUUUAACUGUUCAAGCUACUUUGAUGGAUAGGCUUAACAUUCGAGCACAAUUCGACCGAGUUGAUGAUGUAACUAGAAAUAUGACAGAAAAAUUAUGGUCUACCAUUCAACAUUUUGGAUACAAAUAUCUUGAAAGAAAUCAAGUGAAUGCCACAGGAAGUGGAAGCACUCAAAAAAUAAACAUUCAUGUUGAAUUCGAACCAGAAAAUUUCGAAUCUGCAAAUAUCACUGUUCAAACACCUAAGUCCGAUGUUGUUUUUAGAAACGUACUUAUUAAGAACAAAGCAGUACGUUCUUUAGUUGCAAUCCGACCUGAAUCCAAUCCUCUUCGUAAUUAUUACGCAGCAAUGUAUCAACGAAUUGAAUCUGAAACUGCUGCAGUUUUAGAGGGUUCAUCUGUUACAACUUUCAACAACAGGACUUACCAAGUUGCUUUAGGUCACUGCUAUCACAUAUUCUUACAAACUGUAAAACAUCUUCAACGUGAAAUUCAAGAUAACGAUUUACGAUACACAAUUUUAGUCCGUGAUUCUGAACAAGAAAAAUACAAGGAUGUUAAAAUCUUAUUUGGAUAUGAAGGAUACAGCCGAGAGUUAAAAUUACAACCAAAUUAUGAUCAUCAAGCACCUUUUUCAGCUGAAAACUCAGCUGUAGUUGUAUAUUUGGAUCAAAACCGAAUUGAAGUGCCAGUUAAAGAUGGCUACUACGUGAAAGACUCCAACAACAGAGUAUAUGCGCGUAUCUAUCUGCAACCAAGUGGAUACUUACGAGUUGAAUUCUCUCAUGAUUUAGUCGUGUAUUUCGAUAGCCUUAUUGUAAAAGUUACACUUCACGAUCAAUAUCAAGGUCAAACUCGAGGUCUUGUAGGUAGAAAUAAUAAUGAGCCAUGGUUAGAUUUCACAUGUCCACGAAACACCCUUCUUCAAGAUCAACGUCAAUUUGCUGCAAGUUGGGCUAUUGUUGACGAAACAUGCCAAGGUCCUGCUGUAGAACAACAAAAACUUGCUUCAGCUGCUCAUUCUGCUGAAAGAAAAACCAUGUUUACCAACGUCAUUAGUGACAAAGAUGCACAUAACCACGAAAAGAAGACCGAAUGUCAUACAAAACACCAAACCAGAUACACCAUUGAAAACAAUGGUAAAACAAUCUGUUUCACAACUCGUGCCAUUCCAGUAUGCCAAAAAGGAUGCAGACAUUCCAAGAACUCUGAAAAAACAGUAGAUGUGCAUUGUUUAAAACGCACAAGCACUGUCAACCUUUACAAACAACAAAUUGAUAAAGGUGCCAGUCCAGACUUCAGUGGUAAACCAGUCACAAAAUCAAUCAAAAUUAAGAUUCCAAUCACCUGUGCCUAGAUUUAAUUGUUUAUAACGCGAAAUACGACAACAAUACGGACUACGAUUAAUAAAUGCUUUGUUUUAAUAAGUAAU
Chrysoperla carnea is the source of this 5503-nucleotide messenger RNA. Its product is annotated as vitellogenin-like. Gene Ontology annotation, molecular function: lipid carrier activity. The record is from RefSeq and is a predicted model, not a curated record. Bases 38 to 5428 code for a protein of 1796 amino acids. Gene Ontology annotation, biological process: lipid transport. The transcript is spliced from 7 exons. NCBI's taxonomy places the organism in Eukaryota, Metazoa, Arthropoda, Insecta, Neuroptera, Chrysopidae.